Botrytis sinoallii is the source of this 627-nucleotide messenger RNA. RefSeq lists its product as uncharacterized. Bases 225 to 428 code for a protein of 67 amino acids. The record is from RefSeq and is a predicted model, not a curated record. The transcript has 3 exons. NCBI's taxonomy places the organism in Eukaryota, Fungi, Ascomycota, Leotiomycetes, Helotiales, Sclerotiniaceae.
UACAACUUUCCAGUCUUGAUGAAUUUCCGGCACCCAAUUUUCUGUGAGCAAUGAUCAAUAAUAUGGGUAUGCAAGUCCUUUCACCAGGGUUAUAGCUCUAUAAAUACUCUACUGGUCUGCACACAAAUUUAUUGCAAAUCACACUUCUAUCCUUCGCAGCAUCAUUCAGAGUAUUUCCAAGAUUAUCACUCUCGCUCGCAGUGAGCUCAAAACAGACCGACAGCAUGCACCUCUCAAAGUUCAUCAUCUUCUUAGCGGCUGUGGGCAACUCUUUCGUUAUGGCGUCUCCAACUUUGAGAUCUGAGGGCCUCAGUGCGAGAUCAGUUAAUGAUAGCCUCCAUGAAAGAACGGCCAUUGAUAAUAUUGGAGAGAAGAGAGAGGAAACAAGCAUUGAUGCAGAUGCAGCCUACGGCUUGUACGAAGACUGAUUAUUGGCGGGCACGUUGUCAUUGCAUACUGCAGAUGCCUUUGGAGCUGGUGUAUCUAACUGGUAGAGUUUGGCUAGAGCAGACCAGGGAGCGUGGAUUCUAGCUAGGGAGAGCAGACUUCAAACACAAAUAAAACAGAUUUGAGGAUAGAAGAUCCAACAUCAGAUGCAUGACCAUGUUAACGACGUCGUUUUACAAU